AUGUCGUUCUCACAUCCCCGAAGAACUACAAAGACCACAUCUACUGCUGUGACUCCUCUUGCGAAUGCGUCAGGCCGUCCAACAGUUAAUAAAACUAUGGAUUCCCUUCGCAAAGCUGCCACCUUUCACUCACCUUCUUCUUCUACGAACGAGGUCGAAAGCCCUUUCAACCUCUCAUCUCUUCAACGUUCAUUAUCCAAUCUUGAAUAUCACGCUGUCGAAUCACACAAACGUCGUGCUGCCGAUGUUAUAGAAUCAUUCGACUUCACCGCCGCCGGCAAUCAAUCUCCUUCUACAUCAAGCCGACAUUUCCGUGACGAGUCUGAUCCUGUUCCUCGAGGUGUCGUCAACGUCGAGAACCCUUCCACCAAACAAUACAAUACACCAUUGAUGGAAGGCGUCAUGCCAUCAGAGAUCUCUUCCGUUAGACGUUCAUCCCGUCCUCGUCGCACUACAAACCGAUACGCAGACAGUGGUCUUGGGUCAUCGAUCGGGCCAUCGUCAAUGGAUAAAGAUGUAUCUACCAACGACAAUGCUUCCAAAUCUACGAAGCCAUCAACCAUAACUAUGUCGGCUGCUGCUCCCUCUGCAACCAUCAAGCGUCUCCCUAGACUCAGUGCUCGUACCACCGAUCGCAUUCAAGAGCAUAUUCUGAAGCCACUUUUGGCAAAGAAGUCUUUCAGAGACUUGCAUCCUCUCGUCGAAGAUUGUCCAAGACGAAUUCAUCAGAAGGAGAUCGUAUGUCUUCGUGACCUGGAGAAGACCUUAAUUUUUACAGCACCGGUAAGUGAAAUCCAUCAUGAUGUCGCCUGGGGAGUUGCUCACUGUUUCUCGCGAUUGAAGAAGUACACAAAGAGCGCCACCUUGUAUCUCCACUUUUGCCUAGAGUCGAUUCGGUGUAUUCAGGCUACUGUCGAACUUGUGAAUGAACGCGAGCAAAUUCGACCCAACGAUCGCCCAUAUACUAACGGAUACUUUGUCGACCUCGUCGAACAGAUUAAGCAGUACGCUGAACAGGUCCGGGAAGCCAAGGAGAAGGAGGAGAAAGGAGAGACUUUUGACGAGAUGGAUGCUCACCCGUCGGAUGAGGUCAAGCUUCACGGCGGCCUAACCAGAAAUGGUCGACCUGCUGAACUUGUCCGUGUCAAUAAGAAGACUGGCAAAGCCGUUUCUAUCGCCACCGGCAAACCAGUCGAUAUGGACGAUGAUGACAAUAAGUCUAUGAGACUCAAGCGGUCUUUGAGCGCGGAAGCCGAAGAUGAAGAGUCGGUGAUGAGAUCGAUGGCUCGUCGUAAGAAGGAUGCCUCUGCUGCUGAGCUCGCUCCUAAAUUUUGUCGGGAACCUGGAUGUGACAAAUCGUUUAAGCGUCCAUGUGAUUUGACAAAACAUGAGAAGACCCAUUCUCGCCCAUGGAAAUGUCCCAUCACUUCAUGCAAGUACCACGAAUAUGGUUGGCCAACCGAGAAGGAAAUGGACCGUCAUCAAAAUGACAAACAUUCAGCUGCUCCUCCCCUAUACGAAUGUCACUUCAAACCGUGUCCAUACCGAUCGAAACGUGAGUCAAAUUGCAAACAGCACAUGGAGAAAGCACAUGGAUGGGAGUACGUUCGAUCCAAGAACAACGGAAAGAACAGACCCGCUGCACCGGCUGUCAUUCCCAACGGUCUUCCAACCCCUCAAGCCACCAUCAUCCAUACUCCAGGAAGCGACUCCAAUCUCGAAUCUCCGCUUAUUGCUGACGAUGAGAUGAUCUAUGAGAACACCUCAUUGUACACCACAAAUCACAGCAUGGACUUCUUCCCGGCAUUCCCCACCGAGAUGAACAUGUUCCAACCUCCACAAUCGUUGAACAUUGAAUAUUCUCCCGUGACCGAUAACUCUUACUCCACCGAUGGUCACUCGCCAUUUGAUGCAAACUCUCCCUUUAAUCCUGCAUCUGUUCUUGGUGCUCAAGAACAAUUUCAAGAGAGUAUGCAGUCAUAUCAAUCAAACAACGAUGAGUGGGCAGCUUAUGAGCAAACUGAUCUGUACAGCGCUCCAGCUCAAAUUCAAAUGCCCUCCAACCAUCAAAUCUAUCAAGAGAUUAUGGGUCAAAAUGCCAUGACAUUCGAGACAUCUGGUGUCACAUAUCAAACACAACACCAACAACACUCAGAGCCCAUGGCACACAUUUCACCAAUCGGCGAAGGUAACACAAUGCUAUACACACCAAAGUCUAUGCAAGACUUUGAUGAAGGCUUUGAAGACUUUGCUCCAAGCAACACUCGCGUGACCACCAAUGGUGUCCAGGAUUUCCAACUUUUCUCUGCACCUCAGCAAAGACACAAUAGCAAUCCUGUCCCACUUUUCGGUGAACUAAUUCCUCAAGCACCACUCGGAUUCCCUGGCAUCCUUCCCCAAGAUUUGAUUGCAUUUUAUGCUCAAACUGCAGCCAAUUCCGCUGCUGGUACUAGCAAUCAUCAACCGCAAAACCACUACCAAAAUCAUCACCAUCAUCAGCAACAGCAACAGCAACAGCAACAGCAACAGCAACAUUUGUCUCAAAAUAUGAAUAUGACGAUGGAUUGGUCUUCUGAUGAAUAUGGUUAUGGCAGUCAUUAA
This is a messenger RNA of Sclerotinia borealis F-4128, 2601 nucleotides long. NCBI's taxonomy places the organism in Eukaryota, Fungi, Ascomycota, Leotiomycetes, Helotiales, Sclerotiniaceae. The record is from the annotation of a GenBank genome assembly.